AUCUUCGCAUUACAAAGAUACACCGUAUACUCCAAUUCGUUCAAUCUCCGUGGCUCCGCGAUUACAUCGAACUAAAUACACAGUUUAGAACACAAGCGACGAAUAAUUUCGAGAAAAAUUUGUAUAAAUUGAUGAACAAUGCUGUAUUUGGAAAAACGAUGGAAAAUGUACGCAAUCAUGUAGAUGUGAAACUGUUGACAAAAUGGGAUGGACGGCACGGUGCCGAGGCAAUGAUCGCGAAAACAAAUUUUCAUAGCCGAAGCAUUUUCACCGAAAACUUAAUUGCCGUCGAAUUACGGAAACUCGAAGUGAAAUUCAACAAGCCGAUCUAUGUGGGUAUGUGCAUCCUCGACAUAUCAAAGGUUUGCUUGUAUGAAUUUCACCACGAGUACAUGUCUCCUUCAUAUCGCGAAAAAUGUAAAAUUAUGUACACCGACACCGACAGUCUAAUUUAUCACAUAGAAUGCGAAGACAUUUAUAAGCACAUGAAACGCGAUAUUCAUAAAUUCGAUACGAGUUAUUAUCUGGCUGACAACGCGUACGAUAUACCGCUUGUAAAUAAGAAGGUUCCAGGUCUGAUGAAAGAUGAAAAUAACGGAGCUAUAAUGACAGAAUUCGUCGGACUUAGAGCGAAGAUGUACGCGCUGAGA
Dinoponera quadriceps is the source of this 650-nucleotide messenger RNA. RefSeq lists its product as uncharacterized. The transcript has a single exon. The record is from RefSeq and is a predicted model, not a curated record. Lineage: Eukaryota; Metazoa; Arthropoda; Insecta; Hymenoptera; Formicidae. The annotation marks the transcript as partial.